AAAAAAUCUUUACGUCAGUCACCCCGAAAAUGGCGAGAAGUGUGUUACGCUAACAAUAUUUUUAAUUUUUAAAAUAAAUCUGAACAUUAUAUUGAAGCUAAAAUCAUAAGUUCAGUCGUCGUAAUUCGGGUUAUCAGUUUAAUUAAGAAACAGUUUAUAAAAACGUCUACUGAUAUCAGCUGUGAAGCAGCUAAGCAGUAGAAAUGAAAGUUUGGGGGGCUCACGGAGAAUUCUGCGCGCGACACCAAUGGGAGGUGAUCGUCGCUACCUUAGCCCUUCUAGCCUGCGCCGCCAGCGUUGAAAGAAAUGGUCCAGGAAACAGAUCGGAACACUGCGCAGGGUGGGCCCGCGCCUGCCCAGGACUCGAAGCAGAGUACCAGGCCGCUGACGCAGUGAUCAUGACCUUUGUCCGCUGCGCCGCCCUCCUCUACGCCUACUACCAAAUCUCAAACCUCCACAAAAUAGCCUCGAAGUAUCUCCUCAUCAUCGCUGGCGUGUUCUCCACGUUCGCUAGCUUCAUCUUCACCUCAGCUCUCGCCAGCUUGUUCUGGAGCGAGCUGGCGAGUAUUAAGGAUGCUCCGUUCCUAUUUUUGCUGGUGGCUGAUGUAGCUAGGGGCGCUAGGAUGGCGAAGGCUGGGUGGUCUGCUGGAGAAGACCAAGGGAAGAGGGUUGGGAGAGCGCUGUCUUUGCUCGGCCCCACAGCAACUUUAGACACACUUCUCGCUGUUCUGUUAGUGGGAGUCGGAGCGCUGUCUGGCGUUCCUAGAUUAGAACAUAUGUGCACAUUCGCCUGCCUAGCUCUUUUAGUAGACUAUUUAGUAUUUGUGACAUUCUACCCCGCCUGUCUGUCUUUAGUAGCGGAUUUCGCUUCAGGACGCAAAGAAAUAUCGCCUGACAAUCCUUUCUCUGAAGCUGACUUGAAACCAAACCCUGUUGUUCAGAGAGUGAAGAUGAUUAUGGCCGCUGGUCUUCUGUGUGUGCACCUGACCAGUAGAUGGCCUUGGAGCGUUGACAACGGGAUCAUAGAAGGUCCUACGGACACAUUAACCCCUGCCUCGAAUGACAACGUCCUCCUACAUUCCUACGUGAAGUGGUUCUCAGUCUCCGCCGACUACAUAGUUAUAGCGACGCUACUGUGUGCCUUAAUCAUUAAAUUCAUAUUCUUCGAAGAACAUCGAAGCUGGAUCAUUGAUAUGAACGACAUGACCGUCAAAGAAGUAAUUCAAGAGCAAGCAAGAAUCAAACCGAAAUUCUCAGUAGGAGACGACUCUAACUCUGACGUGUCGACUCAGACAGAAGGAGUUUCGGAAGAGGAGUGGCCCACUCUCUCUCCAAGCUCUUCCGCAGCUAAAUUGAACGCGAAGAAGCGUCCAAUGGCUGAAUGCCUCGAAAUAUACAGAUCUGAAGGAGGCUGCAUCUCUCUUAGUGACGAGGAAGUGGUGAUGUUGGUGGAACAGUCUCAUAUACCUUUGCAUCGGCUGGAGGCGGUGCUGGGCGACCCACUCCGCGGCGUCAGAUUGCGCAGGAGAGUGGUCGGGACAAGAUUCCAGACGGAACUAGCUAUUAAACAACUGCCUUACUUAAAUUACGAUUAUUCUAAAGUGCUGAAUGCGUGUUGUGAAAAUGUUAUCGGUUAUGUCGGAGUGCCGGUAGGAUACGCCGGCCCGUUGGUCGUUGACGGCAAAGCUUACAUGAUACCGAUGGCUACUACAGAGGGAGCUUUAGUUGCUUCUACGAAUCGAGGAGCUAAAGCUAUCGGUCCUAAAGGUGUAACGAGCGUCGUGGAAGAUGUAGGAAUGACGAGAGCGCCCGCAAUCAAACUGCCAAACGUAGUCAGAGCGCACGAAUGCAGACAAUGGAUAGACAAUAAGGACAACUACGCCUUAAUCAAAGAGGCCUUUGACUCCACGUCAAGAUUCGCUCGUUUACAAGAGAUCCACAUAGGCGUGGACGGGGCAACACUGUACUUAAGAUUUAGAGCGACAACAGGAGACGCUAUGGGCAUGAACAUGGUCUCCAAAGGCGCAGAAAACGCCUUAAAACUCCUCAAAAACUACUUCCCUGACAUGGAAGUCAUUAGCUUAUCAGGAAACUACUGUUCUGACAAAAAGGCAGCAGCCAUUAAUUGUAAAGGAAGAGGGAAACGGGUGGUCUGCGAGACUACUAUAACCAGUGACAAUUUGAGGACUAUCUUCAAAACUGACGCUAAAACUCUGGCGAGGUGUAACAAGAUUAAGAAUCUCUCGGGGUCUGCUUUGGCCGGGUCCAUUGGGGGUAAUAAUGCCCACGCAGCGAAUAUGGUGACCGCCAUUUACAUAGCAACGGGGCAGGACCCAGCUCAGAAUGUCACCAGCUCGAAUUGUUCCACAAAUAUGGAGUGCUGUGGCGAAAAUGGGGAGGAUCUUUACGUGACUUGCACCAUGCCUUCUUUGGAAGUGGGUACUGUCGGUGGUGGCACGAUUUUGACGGGCCAAGGCGCUUGUCUAGAGAUCCUGGGCGUCAAAGGAGCUGGGGUACGCCCGGCAGAGAACUCAGCAAGACUAGCUUCCUUGAUCUGCGCCACCGUACUAGCUGGCGAACUCAGCCUAAUGGCUGCCCUCGUAAAUUCAGAUCUUGUCAAAUCUCACAUGCGACAUAACCGUUCCACGGUAAACGUGCAAUCGGUGAACGUUCAACCAGACACUAUAACACUAAAAGUACCGACGUUAUAACACACAGUAUUUAUGAAACUUCUCCUCAACAUAGGGGCCUUAUGGAAAUGGAAAAUCAGUCGUUUCAAGCCGUUUUUGGUACUUUAUUGAAUCAAUGUAGGGCGUAGCACUGUGCUUCAUUUAGCUAGAGAUGUGAGAAGCCUGGUUAAACAAUGCUAGAUGGUUAUAAGAAAUCACGUUAUUAAAUCAAGAAUUUUAUUAAUUUUGAAGACAUGAUGACCCACAUCUGUGUAUUGUGAAAUUAAUUUGACGUUUGGCAAUAAAGAAUAGAAUAUCGACGCCAUUUUCUCUUUAUUUUUUUCAUAUGACAACUCGUAAUUGAAAGAGGCUUUUUUUCUCACUAUCUAUUAUUAAAAAACGUUGCCAAUGAAAAUAAUUGUUUUAAUUUCACAUCUGCCAUGAAACUAAAUAUGAAUAACAGUGAUUUUUUACUAUAUUUUUAACAGCAAGAGGAUUCGGUGGCCUAUUUUAAGCAAAAUAAUAUAUUUUUAUGUUAUGUUAUUAUAUCAAAAUGGUAUUAUCUAUUAUAUGUUUAGUCUAAUGUCUGCUAAUGCUGCAAAUGUGAAUCGAGAACAUAAAUUUUAUUAAAUAGUUGUUCAAUAAAUUGACUUUGAAUGUU
Spodoptera frugiperda (fall armyworm) is the source of this 3330-nucleotide messenger RNA. RefSeq names its product 3-hydroxy-3-methylglutaryl-coenzyme A reductase (gene Hmgcr). Gene Ontology annotation, molecular function: protein binding; hydroxymethylglutaryl-CoA reductase (NADPH) activity. The record is from RefSeq and is a predicted model, not a curated record. Gene Ontology annotation, cellular component: endoplasmic reticulum membrane; peroxisomal membrane. Gene Ontology annotation, biological process: coenzyme A metabolic process; isoprenoid biosynthetic process; sterol biosynthetic process. NCBI's taxonomy places the organism in Eukaryota, Metazoa, Arthropoda, Insecta, Lepidoptera, Noctuidae.